Molecule: messenger RNA, 10982 nt
Organism: Anopheles merus
Lineage: Eukaryota; Metazoa; Arthropoda; Insecta; Diptera; Culicidae
Product: mucin-2-like
Exons: 9
Coding region: 178-10641 (3487 amino acids)
Cellular component (GO): extracellular region
Molecular function (GO): chitin binding
Source: RefSeq, a predicted model, not a curated record
CCAUCCUCAACGAUGGUCUCGAAGGUCUCGAAGGUGCUAUAAAUACGAAAGACAGUGAACGGUGAGGCACCAUUCAGGCACGGUUUACGCUGGUCGGUGAUAGGUUGCUUUAAUUUUCGAUCCACGGAGCACUGUAAUCAAACAACGCACACACGGAGGUGGACAGUUUCUUUCACCAUGAACGUGUUUCAGCCAUUGCUGACGAUCGCAGUGCUGCUGCUGGUGUGUGGCAUUGCGCUGCCUGCCCACGCCGAUACGUUCAAGUACGAAGAUGGCAUUCCGGAUGGGCGCUGCCCGCAGUACGACAACCCGAUGAGCCCGGUCCAUCUCGCCAUCCCGACCGAUUGUACCAAGUUCCAGAAGUGCUUCAACGGGCGUGCCUUCACGAUCAGCUGCCCGCCCGGCCAAGAGUACGGUGUGCAGCUGCAGCGCUGUGACUAUCCCAUCUUUGCCCGCUGCCAGCAGGGUUACGUGAAGCCACAGCCGGCCGGCUUUAGCUACGAUGCGGGACAGGUCGACACACGGUGCCCGCGGUUCGAUGAUCCAAUGAAUCCGACUCACCUGGCGCACGCCACGGACUGUAGACGGUUCUUCAAGUGUUUCGAUGGCCGCGCAUUCGAGCUGGAGUGUCCAAUUGGGCAGGAGUGGGGCAUUCGGCUGAACCGUUGCGAUUAUCCGUCCCUUGCACGGUGCUCUCUGGGUCGGCAAGCGGAAAAGCCAGCCACUGAGGGUGUCAAGCAGAAGGUUGUGGAGAAAACCGAACAACAACCAGAGCAGACCAACGAAGAGUCAUCCGUCGGCUUUGCUAAGCCAGUGCGAGCUGGCUUCAACUAUGAUUCGGGCGUAAACGAUGUGCGCUGUCCCAAGUUUGACGAUCCCUACCGCCCGAUCCAUCUGUCCCAUCCGACCGACUGUCGCAAGUUCAUGAAGUGCUUCGAUGGGCGCGCCUACACGAUCGACUGUCCGGUGGGGCAAGAGUUUGGGAUGCGCAUUAACCGCUGCGACUAUCCUCAGUUUGCCCAGUGUUCGGUGCAGAAGAAGAGCCGCAAAAGCUUGGGCAAGGCGGCUGCCAGCGAUGAUUACUACUACGACGAUGACUACUAUCUGGACGACAUUCCGCUCGAUUCGGCCGAAUGGACGCCGGAGCAGCGCGAGAUGAUUGAGGGCAUUAAGGAUGGACGCUGCCCGCAGACGGACGAUCCGGCCGAACCGAUCCACUUCAUCCAUCCGCGGGAUUGUGGCAAGUUCUACAAGUGCUACGAUGGGCGCGCCUAUCUGAUCCUGUGCCCGGCCGGGCAGCACUGGAGCGUGCGGUACGAUCGGUGCGACUACCCGAAGGUGGCCAAGUGUACGAUUCGCGGUACCAUCAUUGCACUGUGCCUGAUUGCUUGUGUGUCGGCCCAGUACGACUACAACAGCUACUACCAGGUGGGCAUCCCGCAAGACUACAACCAGCAGUACAACCAGCAGUACAACCAGCAGUACAACCCGCAGUACAACAAUGGCCAGUACAACAACAACCAAGCCCCGACCAAGGCCAUCCCGGAUGCGCGCUGCCCCCGUACGGACGAUCCGAUGCGCCCGGUCCAUCUGCCGUACGCCGGCCACUGCGACAAGUUCCUGAAGUGUACCGGCGGUCUGGGCUUCGUCAUGGACUGCCCGGCCGCUUUCAUCGUUCUCGCUGUCAUCGUGGCUGGCGUCGCGGCCGCCCCCCAGUACCCGGAAAUGUCGUACAACGCGUACAACAUGCCGCAGGAGCCCCGCUUCGAGGCGUACAACAUGCAGCCACAGUACGACACCCAGUACCAGUACCAGCCCCAGUACCAGGCCCAGCCCCAGAGCGAGCAGCUGACCGCCGACGGUUACAAGAUCGUGCCCGGCAUCGUUGAUGCCCGCUGCCCCCGUGCCGACGACCCGAUGAAGCCGGUCCAUCUGCCAGUGAACGGAAACUGUGGCAAGUUCAUGAAGUGCUUCGGUGGCCGCGCCUACGAGAUGGACUGCCCGGCCGGGCUCGAGUUCGGCUCGAAGUCUGCAAACUUCCAACCAUGCAGCCGGCAGUCAAACACACCCGAACAGUUCUGUUCCGGGUCGCGUGUUGUUCGGUUAGAAUCGCUCUCCACGACUUCUGGUACGAUGUCGGUACGUCUAAAGAUUAUCGCCUUGCUUCUGGUUGGCAUUCUCGAUUGCCUCGCCGGCCAAACGGUAGUUUGUGAUGGUGUUGCGGACCAAGCUUUUCCUCACGAAAGCGACUGCACCCUGUACUACAUCUGCUCGAAUGGCAACAAGUAUCUGCUGUCGUGCUUUAACGGAGAACACUUUUCACCAGUAACGCUGCGCUGCGAGUCACCGGAAGUGGCACAAUGUGAUCCUAACGUUUCCACGUUGCAACCCAAUCCAACCGGCCCAACCGGUCCAACAGUGCCAACCACACCGACCCUAACGUCACCCACCAGUUUGACGGUUGUGCCUACGGAAAGUACCACAACUGAUUGGACAGGACCAUCGCUACCCACUGUUCCAGAAGUUACUGUUACUGAGUCCACGUCCGAGCAGGAGACGACAACCAGCACGAUAUCAAUCGAGCCUACCAUUACCGUUCCCACGGUUGGAACAGCCGCACCACCAACGGUACCAACUGCAGCGCCUACUACUGCCACUCCUUCCAUCAGCACGACGGAAGAGGCUACCCCCGCUCCGGAAACUCCUGAUCCGGAAACGCCUACUCCUACUCCGGAACCACCUACCCCUACUCCGGAAACACCUACUCCAGAAACACCUACUCCGGAAACACCUACUCCUGCUCCGGAAACGCCUACUCCUGCUCCGGAAACUCCUGAUCCGGAAACGCCUACUCCUACUCCGGAACCACCUACUCCUGCUCCAGAAACACCUACUCCGGAAACACCUGAUCCGGAAACACCUGAUCCGGAAACGCCUACUCCUGCUCCGGAAACUCCUGAUCCGGAAACGCCUACUCCUACUCCGGAACCACCUACUCCUGCUCCGGAAACACCUACUCCGGAAACACCUGAUCCGGAAACACCUGAUCCGGAAACGCCUACUCCUGCUCCGGAAACUCCUGAUCCGGAAACGCCUACUCCUACUCCGGAACCACCUACUCCUGCUCCGGAAACACCUACUCCGGAAACACCUGAUCCGGAAACGCCUACUCCUGCUCCGGAAACUCCUGAUCCGGAAACGCCUACUCCUACUCCGGAACCACCUACUCCUGCUCCGGAAACACCUACUCCGGAAACACCUACUCCGGAAACGCCUACUCCUGCUCCGGAAACUCCUGAUCCGGAAACACCUACUCCUACUCCGGAACUACCUACUCCUGCUCCGGAAACACCUACUCCGGAACCACCUACUCCUGCUCCGGAAACGCCUACUCCUGCUCCGGAAACUCCUGAUCCGGAAACGCCUACUCCUACUCCGGAACCACCUACUCCUGCUCCGGAAACACCUACUCCGGAACCACCUACUCCGGAACCACCUACUCCAGAAACACCUACUCCGGAAACGCCAGCUCCGGAAACGCCUGAUCCGGAACCACCUACUCCUGCUCCAGAAACGCCAACUGCUGCUCCGAUAACGCCUGAACCGGAAACGCCUUCUCCUGAAUCGGAAGAGUCUAAUGAACAAAACGGUGCUCUGUCCUUGUCAACGCUCGCGGGUGUGAGCGCCCAGGAACCAGAUUCCCGGUGCCCGCUGGUAGAUAAUCCGCCCUUUCAUCUGCCGCACGAAACCGAUUGUGGCCUGUUCUACACCUGCUCCUAUGGCAAAAAAUACCUGAAAUCGUGCCCCGUGAACCAACACUUUGGAUUCCAACUGCAACGCUGCGACCAUCCUUUCUACGCGCAGUGUACCCUUGGAUCGGGAACAACGGCUAUCCCCACUAUCCCGACUACGACCACAGUAUCGACGGCAUCUCCAACUACUGCUCCAACGCAACCGACGACCACAACACCACCUACCACCGUAUCUACUACUACGUCGGCCACUACCACUACGACAACUGCAUUCACUACUACUACUACUACUGCAGCGGCCACUACUGUACCGACGGCCCCAACACCAGGGCCUACGGGAGUACCAACUACUGCACCAACUACCGCACCAACUACCGCACCUACGACAGCACCCAUCGACACCACUACUACAACGGCAGCCACUACCACCGUAUCGCCCACGACCGUGGAAGUUCCCACCGCGCCAACAUAUACCACCACCGCUACCAUACCGACUGCCCCGAGCCCAAUUCCGACGGCCCCAACACCUAGUACAACCGUGGUCGGUAGCACGACCGUCGCGGACAGCACGACCGCCGAUGCGACAGUACCUACCGUACCGACGGCCGCGUGUGCACAUGUAACGGACUACCGGGCGCGGGCCGCGGCUACAAAAGCCUGCCACCGACAACAGGGCGCUACUAGUACUGGCCAGCGGAUCGAGCCGGAGCCAAUCAGCUUCACCAUGGUCUGCCCACGUUGGGUUGUGCGUGUGACGACGUGUUUGGUCGUGGUUGCGGCCUGCCUACUUCCAGCCCCCAGUGCCGCUCUCAGUGAUCCCUGCUCGCAGAGUACUACGCUAGCGCAUCCGACCGACUGUCGCAAGUAUCUGGAGUGUGUGGAUGACAAGCUCGUGCUGCUGACCUGUGGCUUUCAGUAUUACAACGCAUCCAUCGGUGGGUGUACGAACGAGCUGCCGGCGAGUAGCUGCCGCCAGCGCAAGGAGGACUCGAUUGUCUCGCUCGACGAAACAUACCUCGGUCGUGCCAUCAUCGAUCCGUGCGCAUCGUCCAAGCCAGGCCUCAAGCUGCCGCACCCGGAAAACUGUGGCCUGUUUUACCAAUGCACUCAGUACGGCGCGGCCCUGUUCGCUUGUCCGGCGAAUCUACUGUUCCACGUGAAAAUGAGGGUUUGUGUUUGGCCGCAGCAGGUUGAGUGUGCUCCGGGCGCUGAUUUACCGACCGGAACGACCGCCGGGCCGAACACCACGCCCGGACUGGACAAUGAUGGCAACAUUGUUCUGCCCGAUGAAAUCUGUGAGCCGGGCUGCUUCCUCGAUCUGCGGUGCCCGGUAGACUGUGAUCCGAUCCUGCCACCGAAAGCCUUCCCCCAUCCGAGCCGUUGCGAUGCGUACUUUACGUGCAACACGUUCGGCUACUCCUGCAUCACCGAGUGUCCCGUGGGCAUGUGGUUUAGUAACGUUUUCCAACGCUGUGUAACGCCCAACCUGUCCGACUGCACGCCGGUCGUGCCACCCAUCUGUAAGGUGCCCGACUGUCGCCCGAACCCGGAUUGUCCGGUGCCGGAUACGGUUCCUCCGACGAAGCUGCCUCAUCCGGAACGGGACGAUUGGUACUACAUCUGUCGCGAUGGUACGUCCUGCCAGAUGGCCUGCCCGCCCGGGCUGGUGUGGAGCCCCAUCUUCGAAGAGUGCACCUUUGAUCCGGACGAUACGGAAACUCCAACGCCCGAGCCAACGACCACUACGAUCGCUCCCGCUACGACAACUACUACGGCGGCUCCUGUUACUACGACAACAACCACGGUGGCUCCUGUUACUACGACAACUACCACGGCGGCACCAGUUACUACGACAACUACCACGGCGGCUCCAGUCACUACCACCACUACAACGGCAGCCCCUAUCACUACCACCACUACAACGGCAGCUCCUGUCACCACGACGACCACCACAGUGGCUCCUGUAACUACCACCACUACCACGGCCGCGCCAAUUACCACCACGACCACGCAAAUCACCACCACCCCGGAGGUGGAUUGCCCGACCUGUCCGCCCUCGAACUGCUACCCGGACAACCGGUGCCCGAAGUGCGAAAAGUGUGACCCAACCUUCUUCCCGCACGACGACUGCGACAAGUUCUACAAGUGCAACUUUGGCCUCAUCUGCGAGAUGCGGUGCCCGCCCGGGCUGCACUUUAACGCGCGCGAAAACGUGUGUGACUGGCCGGCCCAGGCCGGUUGCGAGUAUCCGCCCAUCAUCGAGGAGCCGCCAGAGAACGCCGCCUGCCAUCCGAACCCGCUCUGUCCGCCCGGCAACGGGGUGGAAACGUUCCUGCCCCAUCCGGACAACUGCACGCUGUUCUACAAGUGUAGCUGGGGUAACGCCUGCCUGAAGGAGUGCCCGGACGGGCUGCACUGGAGCAAGGCGAAGCAGCGCUGCGAAUGGCCCAAUCUGGCCGGCUGCGACCCGAACAUACUGCCAGACGAUCCGAACUGUCCGACCUGCCCGUGCAUACCGUGCCGGUCGAAGCGGAACGCUUGCCAACCGUCCGAGCGCUGCCCGCCGGCUGGCAAACGCAGCUUCUCGCUGAGCUUCAGCCACGAGCUGCACUGCAACCAGUUCUACGAGUGCCUGUCCGGCCAGGCCUGCAUCCUCGAGUGCCCGAAGGGUCUCGAGUACAGUGGCGGUGAGGCACGCUGUGAUGUACCGAGCAAAGCUCAAUGUAGCCGUUGGUGGAAAUUCAGUCAGCAGUUCGAUCAGCUUGAAUUCUCUGGUGCCGUGGCCGCAAGCAUCACACCAUCGAUGAAGCAGCUCUAUCUGGCAGUGCUUGCUGCCACACUGCACCUUGUCCAGGGUCAGGGUUCGUGCGUCCCGGGCGUUACCUGCGAAACGUUCAACUGUACCACGGAUGCCCGGUGCCCGGCGGUGAACCCGCCGCAAGGUCCGGUCCUGCUGCCCCAUCCGAACUGCGCCAAGUUCUACAAGUGCUCCAAUGGGCAGGCGUGCGAGUACGACUGUCCGGCAAAUUUGCACUUCAACCAUGUUGAGCAGGCGUGCGAUUGGCCGGAACGGGCGUGCUGCGACAUGAACAUACCCUGCCUGCCGCAGGAUCCCUGCAUACCGGGCGUCACCUGUCCACCGACUGGACCGUCCGAUCCGCCCACCACUGUAACGCUACCGCCACCAACCGCACCCACACCGGCUCCACCGACCGCACCCACACCAGCCCCACCGACCGCACCAACACCGGUCCCGACGGCUCCAACACCGGCCCCACCAACCGCACCAACACCGGCACCGACGGGCUGCAUUCCGGACCCGCUAAGCUGCAACCCGUUCGAGGAUCCCAACAAUCCAACCUUGCUGCCGCACGAAACCAACUGUGGCCAGUUUUACAAAUGCAACCUCGGCGAACGCUGUCUGCUGUCCUGCCCGCUCGGUCAACACUUUUGGCCGGCGGGAGGCGUGUGCGAACGGCCGGAGGUGGCUUGCUGUAAUCCGGCACUGUGUAACACGAGCCCCAGCCAGUGUGUGGAUGAUGUCCGCUGCCCACUAAUCGAGGAUCCCAACUUCCCGACCACAUUCCCGUUCCCGGGCAACUGCUCCCGGUUCUACAAGUGUGAUCUAGGGAGGCGCUGCCCAGUGGACUGCUGGCCUGGCACCCAUUUCAGCGCCAGUACGGGACGUUGUGAGGCACCGGACGAGGCGUGCUGCGAUCCGGCCGUACCCUGCCGCGGAGCUACCGUUCGCAGCUGUGCGCCCGAUGCGCGUUGUCCGCUGAACGAUAAUCCGUUCGAUCCGACCGUCCUGAAGCACGCGGACUGUACCCGGUUCUACAAGUGCGAUAACGGGCAGGCCUGUGUGUUGGAGUGUCCGCCCGGGCAGCACUUUAGGCAGGAUACGCCAACGACGGGAAGCUGCGACUGGCCGGAUCUGGCCUGCUGUGAUCCCAACAUUCCGUGCACGGGACCAAACCCCGGCGUAACGUGCCGUUCCGAUAGCCGCUGCCCGUUGUUCGACGACCCGAACAAUCCGUUGCUCCUACCGCACACCAGCUCCUGCGCUCGGUUCUACAAGUGUACGAACGGGCUGGCAUGCGAUCUGCCCUGUCUGCAUGGACACUUCAGCCAGGCGUUGCAGCGCUGUGAACGACCCGAGGUCGCCUGCUGCGAUCCUGCCGUACCGUGUGAAAACACCACGCCUAUGCCUACGCCUGUACCAACGCCUGCUCCAACGCCUGCUCCUACUCCCGCUCCUACACCUGCUCCUACACCAGCUCCUACUCCUGUACCGACUCCAGCUCCAACGCCUGCUCCAACGCCAGCUCCUACUCCAGCUCCCACUCCUACACCCAGUGAUCCUUGCAUUCCUGGAGUCACUUGUCCUCCAGGAGAUGCCGGUAACUGCGUCGUGGAUGCGAGAUGCCCGGCAUGGAAUGGACCUACCCCAACGCUCCUACCUCAUCCUUCAAACUGCGGCAUGUUCUACAAGUGUGACAAUGGGCGAGCCUGUGAACACAACUGUCCAGCUGGAUUGCACUUCAAUCCUCUGAUCAGCGUGUGCGACUGGCCGCAUCAGGCUUGCUGUGACCCCACGAUACCAUGCAAUCCUCCCUGCAUCCCAGGUGUAACGUGCCCGCCUACUGGGCCUACGCCUGCCCCAACUCCUGCUCCAACGCCUGCUCCGACUCCAGCUCCAACGCCAGCUCCAACGCCCGCUCCGACACCAGCUCCAACGCCUGCUCCUACCCCUGCUCCUACCCCUGCUCCUACUCCAGCUCCCACUCCUGCCCCUACUCCAACUCCCAGUGAUCCUUGCAUUCCUGGUGUGACCUGUCCACCAAGUGAUGCUGGUAAUUGUAUCCUAUACAAUAGAUGCCCACCACGAAAUGGAGCUACGCCAACGCUUCUGCCUCAUCCUUCAAGCUGCGGAAUGUUCUAUAAGUGCAACAAUGGAUUUGCUUGUGAGCAGGACUGUCCAGCUGGAUUACACUUCAACCCAAGUCUCAGCGUGUGCGACUGGCCAAGCAGUGCCUGCUGUGACCCGACGAUACCCUGUGAUCCUCCAUGCAUACCGGGAGUUACUUGCCCACCAACCGGACCUACCCCUGCACCAACUCCAGCCCCUACUCCAGCUCCUACCCCGGCACCUACCCCAGCACCAACUCCUGCUCCUACUCCUGCUCCAACUCCUGCUCCAACGCCCGCUCCUACUCCCGCUCCUACUCCAGCUCCUACUCCAGCUCCCACUCCAGCUCCUACUCCAACUCCCAGUGAUCCUUGCAUUCCUGGAGUCACUUGUCCACCGAGCGAUGCUGGUAACUGUGUCAUGGAUGGUAGAUGUCCUCCCAGAAAUGGAGUCACGCCCAAACUGCUGCCUCACUCAGCCUGCGACAUGUUCUACAAGUGUAAUAAUGGAUUCGCCUGUGAGCACGACUGUCCAGCUGGAUUACACUUCAACCCAAGUCUCAGCGUGUGCGACUGGCCAAGCAGUGCGUGCUGUGAUCCAACGAUACCCUGCGAUCCUCCAUGCAUACCCGGAGUUACCUGCCCACCAACCGGUCCAACUCCUGCACCAACUCCAGCCCCUACUCCUGCUCCAACCCCAGCUCCUACCCCAGCACCUACUCCUGCUCCUACUCCUGCUCCAACGCCUGCUCCAACUCCCGCUCCUACUCCUGCACCGACUCCAGCUCCAACGCCAGCUCCAACGCCAGCUCCAACUCCAACUCCCAGUGAUCCUUGCAUUCCUGGAGUCACUUGUCCACCGAGUGAUGCUGGUAACUGCGUCUUGGAUGCUAGAUGUCCCCCAAGAAAUGGAGUCACACCGAAACUUCUGCCUCACACUGCUUGUGACAUGUUCUACAAGUGUAACAAUGGAUUCGCCUGUGAACAAAGUUGUCCCCCCGGACUGCACUUCAAUGCCGAUCUCAGCGUCUGCGACUGGCCAAGCAGUGCGUGCUGUGACCCGACGAUACCCUGCGAUCCUCCGUGCAUCCCUGGAUUGACAUGUCCACCUACCGGUCCUACCCCGGCUCCAACUCCCGCUCCUACUCCCGCACCAACUCCUGCACCUACUCCCGCUCCAACUCCAGCACCAACUCCCGCUCCUACUCCAGCUCCUACUCCAGCUCCGACUCCCGCUCCUACUCCAGCUCCUACUCCAGCUCCUACCCCAGCUCCUACUCCAGCUCCCACUCCUACACCCAGUGAUCCUUGCAUUCCCGGGGUCACUUGCCCACCUAGUGAUGCUGGUAACUGCGUCGUGGAUUCAAGAUGCCCGCCCAGAAAUGGAGUCACGCCCAAGCUGCUGCCUCACUCAGCCUGUGACAUGUUCUACAAGUGCAACAAUGGAUUCGCCUGUGAACAGAGUUGUCCUCCCGGACUACACUUCAAUGCCGAUCUCAGCGUGUGCGACUGGCCAAGCAGUGCGUGCUGUGACCCGACGGUACCCUGCAACCCUCCGUGCAUCCCUGGCCUAACAUGUCCACCGACCGGACCUACCCCAGCGCCAACCACCGCACAGCCACCUAUCACUCUGCCCCCACCGACGUUGCCACCGCCCACUCUUCCUCCACCCACGGUAGGGCCAACACCUUCUGAGCCGUGCGUGCCGGGUGUAACGUGCGAACCGAGCAACUGUCAUAACGACAUGCGCUGCCCGGCCCAGGACGGCCUAACGCCGACGCUCUUUGCUCAUUCGGAAUGCCACAAGUUCUACAAGUGCUCCAACCGGAAGGCCUGCGAGCACUCCUGCCCGCCCGGGCUGCACUUUAAUGCGCGCGAGUUUGUGUGCGACUGGCCGGAAAGCGCCUGCUGCGAUCCGACGAUACCCUGCAACCCGCCCUGCAUUCCAGGCGUCACGUGCCCCCGAUCGGUGCGGCUUUAGUGCCACACUACGGCAAUGACACUCACGCUAUUGAAACGAUAUCGAAUGUACCCGAAUGAAUGUUUGAACGUAUAGUAUUUAACCUCUAUCUAUAUCUUAUUCACUUAUAAACUAGCCGAUAGAAAUAACGAUUGGCACGGAAAAAGUAUUAUUUAUCUGCAUAACUGAUAGUUUUCAGUGGCACCUAUUGGCACCAACUGUUAACCGAUAGUUUAAGCCGGGUGCAGCAUCAGCACCGCACCAAAACAGUACUAACCCUAACCAUGAUUGAAUACGAAUACUAACCCCCAAUAUAUAAUCAACGCAAAUAAAUAUACACAACUAAUCUUGCAACUAUUAAA